ACACAAAUUCGAGUGCUGGGUCUUAAAGGAAGAAAGCGAAUAUCUGUUCCUCAUUCGCUUUUGAGAAAAGAAGAAAAUCACUUGCGCGUUAUUUUCUGGAGUUUGUAUAGUUGAAGACUUCGCAUUAUUUCAACACGACGGACUGAGUUGCCAUGGCAAUGCGAUGUCCAUCACUGAUUUCUUUACUACUCUUCGUAUUCGUGAUACUUCUAACGGCGUCGGCCACUUACUCCAAGCGCCAUAGAAACGGCCACCGGGACGCGAGAGUCAAUAACGACGACGACAACGAAGGCGGCGAUGUUCGGUUGCUCCCGUUUGGGUAUCUGCCAUCACCAGACAAAAAUGACAAAACCCACUCCCCAGAUGACGUACUUACGCCCUCUAGCGAGGAAGCUGUGGCCAUCACGGAGGGACAGUAUCUGCGCAACGACUGGUGCAAAACACAGCCACUGAAACAGACCAUUUACGCAGACGGUUGCAUCUCGCGUACCAUCAUCAACCGGUUCUGCUACGGACAAUGUAAUUCUUUCUUUAUUCCCAAACAAGAACUGAGGCAACACGUAAGCGCUUUUCAGUCGUGUUCUUUCUGCAAACCAUACCGGUUCAACUGGAUUACAGUGACGCUACGUUGCCCGGGUCAGAAACCACGACUUCAGAGAAAACGUGUGCAAAGAAUUAAAGAGUGCCGCUGUAUGGCAGUGCCGCUACCUUAGCUUUUAACUGUAAAGUCUGUAGUCUGAGAACAUAUUAAUAAAUACAGAAGUGUCUCCUACCUUGGCGGCAGUAAGUUGCAUGAUGGGAGGACGUGACACUUCUGACUCACGAGGGCGCAACACAGAACAUGUUAAUUGAUUUGAUACGAAGUGCUUACCGAUUUGAAAAGAACAGUUGGAAUCAAGACAAUGAAACAAAACAACAUUAUACCAUGUUCACAAAUUGAAGGUUGAACUGGCAUGGUCGGUUUCUAUCAAGUUGGCCAUGCAUGUUAAAUCCUGUAUGCGAUACGGCGACAGUGUUAUUCUGAAAGCCUGAACUUUAUCGAGUAAACCUAAAAUCUAUCUUUAGUAAUUUAUCAGAGAGCAAACAAAAACUGUUGGUAAUGAUGUAUAAUAUUAAUUUAAUCGCGAUAACGGGUCACGUGAUAUAUGUACGUUCAAGUACAGGGUCGUAUACGUUUCAUUAUAGUCGCUGCAGGAGGAUUACGUGACGUGUUUGUUUGUUUGUUAUUUAAUAUGUCUUCAAAUAUUUGCAUAUUAUAAACGAAAUUAGAAUAUUAUGUAUAACAACAGAUUAAAUGCUAUUAAUGGAAUAUCCUAUUUCUCUGCUUUUUGAAUCAGGUUUUUUUUUAAAACGCAAAAAAUGGUCACCUCAAAUCUGUGUCCGUAAAAAUAAAUAAAUAAAAAAAAAAAACGGAAACAAACAACUUCCGGAAGCUGUCGUCUCCCAUGACAAUGAUGUAAAAUAUAGCGUAAGCUUGCCAGUGAAAAUCGAUUUAUUGUAUUUACAUCCGGUAGAACUGUGUGUGUGUGUGUGUGUGUGACACAUAUAUGAACUGUGCUGAGUCUAGUGUUAUAUAUGUGCAUACAAAUAAAUAUUCAAAUCAGGUCAUGAAUAUUCAUAGUUAAUUUGCUAUUAUAAUAAAAAGUCUUUUUACUAUUUAACAAUGA
This is a messenger RNA of Saccoglossus kowalevskii, 1667 nucleotides long. RefSeq names its product gremlin 1-like protein. The record is from RefSeq and is marked provisional. Gene Ontology annotation, biological process: animal organ morphogenesis. Gene Ontology annotation, molecular function: BMP binding; receptor ligand activity. NCBI's taxonomy places the organism in Eukaryota, Metazoa, Hemichordata, Enteropneusta, Harrimaniidae.